This is a messenger RNA of Podospora pseudopauciseta, 4767 nucleotides long. RefSeq lists its product as uncharacterized. Lineage: Eukaryota; Fungi; Ascomycota; Sordariomycetes; Sordariales; Podosporaceae. The transcript has 2 exons. The record is from RefSeq and is a predicted model, not a curated record. Bases 1 to 4767 code for a protein of 1588 amino acids.
AUGGCCAAUAUGUUUGCGGACCCCGAAAUAGUCAAGCUCUGGAACGAAGCAGUCGCUGCACACCGCGAAAAAACCAAAGUCGACUUGGAGAGCACGGCCAACAAGGAGAAAACCACCAUCUUUGUUUCCUUUUGGAACAGCCUUCGACCAAAGAAGACAUCAUCACUGGUUUCUACAAAGGGCACCAAGCACCAAGAUCACGACGACGACGAAAAGCCCAUCAAACCCGAGCAACAGCAAGUCGACGAGUUGAUCGACAAACUUACAGCCGAACAUGAGCAAUUCCAGUCGCUUCGCAAUGAUGGCGGGAAGAUCGACAAGAUUCGGCAUGGCCUGGGGAAAUUUGCCUCGGCCAUGGCUGGCGUCGGUCCGGUCCUUGAAAGGCUUGCCGAAGACACGCCAGCAGCGAUAGUUGCCGUCGCAUUUACACACAUCAUGACCUCCUUCACCGAGGUGUCAGCCGAUCUUGACCUCAUACAAAAUCUUUUCGUGAUAAUGAGGUCCUUUGCCGAGAGACUAGGCCUCCUUAAGAGAGUGCCGGAGGAGCAGCGGUUCCGCAACUUGAUCCUCAAGACUUUCACCCACAUGCUGGAGUUCUGCACCCGAGCCCACAUGCGCCUCAAGAAGGACCAGUACCGAGUCAAAGAAUGGGCGAAGGCUCUGUUCCGAGGACAAGACAAUGAGCUCAAAGAAGCCUAUGACCGAGUCGUCACAGCCAUUGACGACAUGGGUUCCGCCAUCGUCGCCCAGACUUUGGCUUCGGUGCUUGACUUUGAGAACAAGACCGAGAGGAUGCUGCAGCGGGGCUUCUCCCGGAUGGACAGUGGUUUCAGAAGGGUAAACAGCGGUCUAUCUGUAGUCUUGAGCAACCAGCGCUACGAGUCGCAGCGCGGACAGAGGCGAGACGAGGAGCAACGCGGUUUCCGAGAAGAGAUCCGCCAGCACAAUGAUAGAAUCUUCAACAUUCUUGUGGGAAAGAACGCCAAGUCGACUGGCAGCUCCGAUGCUAGGAGAUACAACUCCCUCGCCAUCAUCACAAAAUCAUUAUUUACUGGCGCCGAAGAGCUAAUCCAGCAGAGAUGGGUGAAAAUGGAGAGAGAGUUCGUCAAGAAUACAUUUGCUUGGUUCAAUGAUGACUUUGAGAAAUUGAAGACCAUGGACGGCGGCGUGUGGUACAUUGGUGGAGAGUCCGGCAUGGGGAAAAGCUUCUUCUCUUUUGCUAUCUACUCCCGUCUCGCCCUGGAGUUCGAGAACGACCCGUUCACAUCUGUGGCGUCAUUUAUCUUCGAUGAGAACUUUGAAAAACUGGAAAGAGUGGAUAAUGUGCUUUACUUCUGUUCAGCCCAGAUCGCCUCAACAGACAACAGCUAUCGCCAGCACAUUCAGAGCUUGGUUGACGACGACGAGAAGGGAGAGUGGAAGAAGGAUGCCUGGGACAAGUUGUACGGCUCAACAUUCGCCAAAACUGCUACAAAAGGCAGGCGGCUUUACCUUGUCUUGGACGGAAUCGACCAACUGGAGAACGAUCAGCUUAGUCGUCUUUUCCGCUACAUCAAACAAGCCGCAGGAUUGCGCAUCAUCUUUGUGAUUUCCGGUACCCGGGAUUUGAAGAGACGCCUUCCCAGAGUCGACCACACAAUCACGCUAGAUCAAGCGGUCUUGUCUGGUGACUUCAAACUGCUGACACAGUCCCGUGUCGAGCUGUACCCAGGGCUUGUGGGACUUCGAUCCUCCCUCAAACGCAAGCUCUGCUCGGCGAUGGAAAUGUCUGCCGACUCAUUCUUCUACGUCAACUACAUGCUUCGGCAACUCAACACCAUGAAGAUUGCGUCUUUGAUAGAAAGCUCGCUCAGGCCAGUUGCGCUUCCCAAGAAUACCGAUGCUAUCUACCAUCAACUAUUUCAGGAAUGUGAGCAAUACUACACAAACAUCAACGAGAAGAAGGCAUUGGGCUAUCUUUUUACUUGGCUUGCGUAUUCGUACGAUCGUGUGAGCCUUGAUGCUGCGCAGAAACUUGUCGACUUGGUACUCGUUGCUGUGCUCGGCGACAGGAAGCUUCAUUUGGACAUCAAGACUGAGAUCUUGGGAAGAUUAGCAAAAAUUCUCUCCUUCUCAGAACCCGAGGAUAAUACCCUGUACCCUGAAAGUCCUGACGUCGACGAUGACAAUAAUGAAGGUAUCCCCCGUUUUUCCAACAGAAAAGAAACCACCGUACCGGAAGUGUUGGUAAGCUUCCAACAGCACUCACUGCGAGACUAUUUUAUUAGACGUCAUGAUCCCGCAACGAGCAGUGACUUGCAGCCCACAGAGCACCAGGCGCGCAUCAUGAUGUUCAAACUAACCACAACCAUACUCACCACUCCAAAGGCGGCACAAAACCCAUCCCUUGUCUCCGUGGCAACGAAAUACGCCUUUUAUCACCUGGUCGAAGCACAGCCCUUGAGCUCACCUGAGGAAGUCAAAGCAGUGGCUGAGGACCUAUACGCUCUUCUCGGCUGCGGCGAUGGUGCAUUGAGAACAAUCGAAGGCCAAUUCGAGUUUCAGCAAGACUCAGAAGAUGUUGAGGACUUUUGCAGCAUCUUUGGCUUCACGAGGGAUGAAGUUAACGAGGUCCUCGCUGCCCUCUUGGCGAUUAGCUCACAAGUGUCUAAACUACCAGCCCAACAUCAGUUGUCUGAGAAGGAGUCACACUGGGUCAGUUCCACUUUGAGGAACAGCGACUCAAUCUUCAUCACAGUUGCUAUGGGGCAUGUACGGAACUGGUUGGACAGCGACAAGACUGUUACUUCCAGUAAAGCUUUUGCGGGGUUCCGCUUUGCGCAUGUGGCUCUCUGUUCGCUCACGGCAUCGGCUCUCCGAAGCCUGAUCCAAGGGCCGCAGCUAAAGCUGAAAAGAGGAGAGAUUGACUCGGGGGUCAACAUAUGGCCGGAUGAAGACUUUGAGGCAGUGGCGAUUAUCGGCCGUUAUCCGCAACCACUUGGUCCACAAGAAUACAAACAAAUCUCCAAGGCCCUUCACUACGAUCUCCGCAACAUGGGCGCACAGAGGGCGGCAGAGAAAGGCCUCAAACUGGCCAAAGAUUCUCGCGACAUCUUCGACCUCCGCUAUCGCAUCGCUCGUGCCAGGUUCGAUGAGUGGGUGUAUCCUGAACACGAAAGCAGUGGCCCGGGGGUGACACCGGAAGCUGUUCUGGCCGCUUGGAACCUCUGUCUCAGUGAUAUCCCGCCUGUUGAUCCAAAAGACCAACCUUUUAAGAACAUGCUCAACGCAGCCUAUCAAAUGAAGGCACGCGUAGAAAGCACCCUGGACGCUCACCACCGAGAUGCGCUCGCCUCCAUGCAGAUGGCAGCCACUUUCCAAACCACCGAGUCUUGCACGCGCGUGUUUGAAGAACUCGUCGUGGCCUUCGGUGAUAAGAAGCUCUACGCUGAGAUUAUCCAGCUUCUCAAGGCUCUCUCAGAAUGGUCCAACCCUCUCACCAUCCGCUGCACAGAUGUAACACACCGCCAUAUCCACCGCGCCGCCAUGGCCACCGACGAAAAGUCUUUUGUCCGGAAGCUCUACGUCGAAGCCGCCUCUUCAGAUACCCUAGCCGAAGACACGUCAACAGAGGAAUCUGACAUCCGAAUCUGGCUCUCCCUGUUUGACCGCUUCGUCAUGAACGAGCCGCGCAAAGCCCAGAACCAGCUGCUCAAGCUUGUCCAGAACCCGCCCAGCAAGAUCUCGUUCUUUGCCUCAGAAAGGGCGGCAAGACAUCUGGCAGACAUCUACCUCGAGGAGUUCCGCAUAUCCCGCAGCUUGUCCUACAAGUUAGGUGUCCUGACGGACAUGGAGAGCACGGUCGUCCAAAUGCUCAAAGACAGGCUAGGUCUGGAGUUCAAGCCCAAGCUUUCCAAGACGAGCACCAUUGUAUUGGCAGUCAUGCGCCGCAAGGUUGGGCCGGCGGAGCAGUUCUACAACGAUCUCAACGAUAGCUUUGAGGCGUGCUGCCAGGCUCUGACUGAUGGAACCGAGGUCAACGACGCCCCUAGUUUGAGGCUGCUGGCAAAGGUGCUUUCGGUGCUGGUGCUACCGCCACCAGGCAGAAUCGGAGAGAGCCUGUUGAAGGAGGACGCGCAGGUUGCGUUGAGCUGCCAGUUUUAUUUGCUGCCUUCUGCCGGUGGAGUCAGUACUAAGCGGCCGUCGCAGCAGCAAGUUACGAAAGUCGACAGGGCGCUGUCAUCAAAGAGGAUAACGUCACCAAAGGGAACAAACUCGCCCAGGAGGAUGGACUCGCCGAAGCGGACGGUCUCGCCGGCCAAGGCUACUGUUCCGGUGCAAAAGCCAGAGGGGAAAUACGCAUUCAACAAGUCUGCGGGCUUGGAGUGCGCCAUGUGCAGCAAGAUCCUGACCGACUUUUCACAGGGGAAGGUUUACACGUGUGUUUACUGCACCAAUGUGGAUUUGUGUGAGGAAUGCUACCGGGUGAGGGAGAGCCACUACGACAGCGCGGGGAUUCUCGAGAAUGGUGAUGUUAUCUCGCCCUCGGCAACUGGUGUGAACGGCAAGGCGGGAGUAAUUGGAAAGAGGCCAGUGAAUGACUAUGUCGAGGUCUGUCCUUGGGGCCAUAUGCUGGUUGAGUCACCUGUGAAGGGGUGGAAGGGUGUGCGUAAGGAUGGUGUGUUGGAGUAUGGUGGGGAGGAGAUCAAAUUCAGUGAUUGGCUGGAAGGGUUAAAGGGACGGUGGGAGAGGGCCUGGUGGCGGUAUUGGAGGGAGGUUGAACAGUGA